Messenger RNA from Papilio machaon (common yellow swallowtail), 1218 nucleotides. RefSeq lists its product as uncharacterized. The coding region runs from base 1 to 1218 and encodes 405 amino acids. NCBI's taxonomy places the organism in Eukaryota, Metazoa, Arthropoda, Insecta, Lepidoptera, Papilionidae. Gene Ontology annotation, molecular function: nucleic acid binding. The record is from RefSeq and is a predicted model, not a curated record. The transcript is spliced from 2 exons.
AUGAUCACCGCAGAAGAACUAGAAAAAGCGGAGUUGCUGUGGAUGAAUGCCAGCCAACGAGAGGCCUUUCCAGAGGAAAUUGAUAUGAUUGGGAAAGGCAGGAAUAUCAGUAAGAACAACCGCUUCGUCAACAUAAGAGUCUUAAUGGACGACAAAGGAACUCUACAUGUAAGAGCAAGGACGUCACAAAAUGUCGACCCACCAAUACUCGACGGAAAACAUCCCUACACCCGGCUCUACAUAGCGCAUGUACACGAACAAUUGCAUCACGGAGGUGUAGAGAUGGUUGUGAACGAACUAAGACAAAGAUUGUUUAUAUUGAAGAUACGACCGUCAGUUAAAACUGUCAUCAAGAGUUGUAUGCAGUGUCGCAUUAGAAAAGCCAAGCCAGCUUCACCGUACACGGGCGACCUUCCCGCGGCUCGAGUAGCUCAUCACGCAAGACCAUUCACCUUCACAGGACUCGAUUAUUUUGGACCGAUAGAAGUAACUGUGGCGAGACAUAGAGAAAAGCGAUACGGGGCGUUAUUUACAUGUCUAAUGUGUCUAACUUCAAGAGCCAUUCACAUCGAAGUCGUGAGCUCAUUAAGCGCGGAUGCGGCUAUUUCGGCGCUACGAAGAUUCCUUGCCCGGAGAGGGUUCCCCAAAGAGAUCUGGAGCGACAACGCGACCUGUUUUAAAGCGGCGAACAAGGAACUGGCAGAGGCCGCUCAAGAAGCUCUAGAAAAUGAAGUAAAUUGUCGUCGCAUCACAUGGAAAUAUAUACCGCCGUCAGCACAUGGAGACGAAGCUGCCAUCACACCCAACCACAUCCUCAUCGGCCCGAACUGCCACGCGCCUGUGCCGGGCCACUUCACCAGCAGCGAUGUGUCUGCCCGGCAACUGUGGAGGCGCGCCCAGGCCCUCGCAGAUGACUUCUGGCGCCGAUGGGUGAGGGAGUGCCUGCCCUUGCUCCGUCACCGGCGGGAGCCCUAUGGCUCCGGCGGCGUCGCCCCUCAACUGGGCGAUGUCGUAAUCAUCUGCGACUCCAACCUGCCUCGCAACACCUGGCCGCGAGGCCGGGUGACCCGCCUGUACCCGGGCGCCGACGGAGAGGUGCGCGUCGUCGACGUCACCACGAGCAACGGGCACGUCCUGCGCCGGCCUACGAAGAAACUCGUCGUGCUGCCAACGGGAUCGCGGUUCGGCGACGGCGGGAGGAUGUGCACGACAGCGUAA